ACGCGACCCUCACAUGACCAGGAGUCGACGUGUGCAGAAGUCCUUAUAGUCCAAGGCCUGUUUCCCUGUAGCAGCUCCCUAUUGCUGGAGGAGAAAAGUGCCCCGGAUUCUUUCAGGAUUCUUGGUCUUUUGGGAGCGACCCAAAUCGAGUGAGGGAAGAGGGAGGAAAAUCCCCUGGAUCCCUGCAGGAUUAAUUUAUUCAAAAAGAGAAUAAGAGAAAAUACUCAACAUGCAAAAGUCUAAUGAAGAAAAUGAAGGAAAACCACAAAACAUGCCAAAGGCUGAGGAAGACCGCCCUUUGGAAGCUGUACCACAGGAGGCAGAAAGAAAUCCUCAGCCUUCCGAAGAAGGUAUAAGCCAGGAAGCAGAAGGAAACCUUAGAGGAGGGCUGACUCAGCCUGGUCAGGGGUAUAAAGAGGACACUCCGGUUAGGCAUUUCGACCCAGAAGAAAUGAUAAGAGGAGUAGAUGAGUUGGAAAGGCUUAGGGAAGAGAUAAGAAGAGUAAGAAACAAGUUUGUGAUGAUGCAUUGGAAGCAAAGACAUUCACGCAGCCGUCCUUACCCUGUGUGCUUUAGGCCUUGAAUUUUUUUUUGUCUGAUAUUAAAAUCUGGCCCCUGCUUUCUUUCUGUUAGCAUUUUCUGAUGUAUCUUUGACUUUUGUUUUAUUUUUAAUCAUCUGGUGGAGUUUUGUUUUAGGUAGUUUCCUUGUUACCAGCAUCUGGAUUUCGUAUUUUGUCACAUUCUCCAGGUCUAUUUUUCAAUUGGGAAGUUUCACACAUAUGCAUGAAAAUAUCUUCAUUCCAUGUUGUAAGUAAAACAUAACAGGUUACAGAGCAGCAUAUUUAGUAUCAGCUCACAUAUGUAGGAGAAAAUCUCAAAUUGUGUGUGUGUGCGUGUCUAUACAUACAUACAUACAUAUAUCAAAAAUUUAACUGUGCUUGUUUCUGUGUGGUGAGUUUUUUUUUUCUUUUUGCUUAUAUGUAUUUUUUAAUGAACACAUCACACACACAAAAAGAAUUAAAGUUUUUUUUUUAUAAUUAAAAGUUAAAUAAUUUGCAACCAGCUUAUAAGGGCAAUGGGGGCACCUAAACUCUUGAUGAAACAACUAUUAAAAAAUGUAAACCUCAAAUUACCUCUGAGUCUCUUAGCCAGAGGAAUAAAACUGGCAGUUAUUACAGAUA
Messenger RNA from Hippopotamus amphibius kiboko, 1181 nucleotides. RefSeq names its product transcription elongation factor A like 8 (gene TCEAL8). Lineage: Eukaryota; Metazoa; Chordata; Mammalia; Artiodactyla; Hippopotamidae. The record is from RefSeq and is a predicted model, not a curated record. The transcript has 3 exons. The coding region runs from base 230 to 583 and encodes 117 amino acids.